This is a messenger RNA of Porites lobata, 15356 nucleotides long. Lineage: Eukaryota; Metazoa; Cnidaria; Anthozoa; Scleractinia; Poritidae. The record is from the annotation of a GenBank genome assembly.
AUGAUCAUUUACAAAGUGCACAAUAGCAAAAAUUUUUUCCGGGUUGCGAGUAUAAAAUUCCUUGAUUUGGGCCAGUUGAGCCAACUAGGAUCUGCACAAUCCAAGAGAGGUAAAUCCAAGAAGGUUUUUCUCAGAAGGCUUCAGAGUUUGCGGGUAAGGUUGUUCUUGUAAGCACUUUUUCGAUAACGACACAUUUCUUAUUUGAGUUUGAAUGGUAUCUAGGCUAGAUCACUGCAGUAUUUGACAAAUUCUUUAUACGUAACUUCAAAGCUUGACUUUUGAUACAGAUUACAGAUACGCGGCCAUUAUCCACCUUGUUAGCCGCUUUCCGAAAUAGCUGGAGAUACUGUUCUCUAGAAAAUUAAAAAAAAAGAAUUCUACAUUCACGGCCUAUUAAAACCUUAUUUCUGCAGGCAAGCAAAAAAAAGUUUGCAAGUAGGUACUAUUAGCAUUCAAUCACUGGAUAUGGGUUCCAAGUUAUUUCGAUUUGUUUUUCUUGGACACAAUAAUGGCCUAUACGCGAUUUAAUUAAUGUAACAAAAGUAAAAUAACGUUUUCAGUCAAAAAAACUAUCUCAUCUAAUAGUUUUUCAGGUCUAUACGAAAACUACGGAGCGUUUUGCCAAGUAACUUGUUUAUGUAUGACGGGCAUUAAAAUGAAAGAUCCUUGUGAAGAAUGAGAAACAAAACUUAAAAGUAUCAGUUCUGCGUCCCAUACUACGCGCUGUAUAUGUAGUAUUAUAGCAAAAUGCUUUCAUUUUGAAAUGAACUUCAGGUUGUGGUUUACGUAAUGCUGAUUAUUUAAACUCGUAUUAACGGUGAGGUAAUACAAACAAAAGUAUUCAUGUCUUUUUUUCUCUUUUUUUCGUCUGUUAGUACAGAACAUUGUUUUACCGGUUGUUAUUGUUUUUCAUAGUAAUGCACAAUAUCAUCAGUUGAUGAGGACUGGUAAAAUGACUUUUCAAGCCUUUAGUGUGUUAAACUGACCCUUAAAGCUUAAGAAGGCAGUUGAAAUGCUGAUGUUACUGAUGACCGCGUUUGAGUAUUAUGAUGUUACAUUUUGUGAAUUCAUGAAUGUUAAGAAUCCUGAAGUUUUCCUAUCUAGUGCAUGAUCGUCCAAUUUCUUGGGCCUUCGUUACCGAUCUUCAGGGUCAAAGAAUUCAUAAUACACUGAGGUUGAAGAAACUUAUCGAAAUCAUUUUUCCUUUUUUCUCGAGAGUGCCAUUGGCAUAUUCCCUAAGGCCAUCCAAUAUUAGAACCGUUCUUAUAUCAUCUAUUCAACGUGUGCUUCAAAGCAUAACAGUGACUAACUUAUGAUAAAGAGUUCUGCUCACUGAGGCGUUAAGCGUUAUCACCACGGAUACAGAUAUCAAUACACUUUCAAAGAAAUGAAAUGGGGGUGGGAAUGACGACACGAAAUAAGCCCUGGAGUCAAGUCUACUGCCUAAUGCAAAAAUUAUGAAAUUUAUCUUAAACAAUACCAUAGGUAGAAAUAUCCUGAAAAAUUAAUCUAGACUGAGUCAAUUUCGGGGCCUUGCCUGAAAGCGAAUGUCUGUAAAAGGAUACAUGUGCAGGGGAAAGCAGAUACUUUCUCUUUUGCUAAUAUAUUGUAGUAUUUCACAUGCUUAUUCAAACCACCACAAGGCGUAAAAUAAACACCUAACGAGUGGCUGACCCACCGUUUUUCAGUUUAUGCACUUUCAAUCUCUGACUGGCAUUUUUAAGGUUGUAUAUAUCCCAUGAUUUUGGCGUAAAAUAUGUUUCGCGAACCUGAGCUGCUAUACUGAAAUGACAUAUUUGUUCGGCCUCGUUUUCAGCGUUUUAUAGUUUUCCAUCCUUUUAAUUUGCGGUCGCUGCGUACGAUUUAACUCGCUCUCCACAUCUGAACACCUGAAACAGGCUAACAUCAUGGCGUAAAUGAUCAAUACCAUCUGAACUCGAGUCUGCCGUGGAAAUAUUUUACAAACAAGAUAUUAAAUAUGCCUUUCUCGAACGCUUGUCUAGUAGUUUUAAGCGUAGUUUCCUGAAUUUUAACAAAGACGUCAAAUCAAGUCUAAAUCACACAACCUCCGGCGGUGAAUUCAUGCAAUGAAUUAAAACAGUGGAAACUGUUAACCGAGCGGUUUAUAAAAUAAGAUCAAUAUUAAUCGGCAAAAUCAGUCAAAUGCAAGAACCCCGAAUGGCCUCGAUAUCGAUCUGUAGACUAUUUCAUAAGUUUUCGCUUUUAGGCAGGAUAAUCACCAUUUCACCUUCUCGUAACUUCCAAGAGUGUACAGUGUAAACUUAACUGAUAUGAUGUUAUGCAAGCUUAAACAUGGUCCUGGCUUAGAAGUUUUCAGGAGGUGGAUAUAGCUUAUCUCUGGAUAAGGAUCUUAUUCAUUCUCAAGUAGUUUAAGGCCUGGGACUAAGAGGUUUACCUGUGGACUCUGAUUUAGUGGCUAUAACUUCGGCACCGAUUAUGAAGCUCUCUUGAAGCCACAUCAAAAUUUGGCACACAUAAAGAACUCACCUUCCUUAGCAUUUUAAAAUAUAAAUAUCGUGUUAAUUAAACACGUGAUAUGUCACGUGACCAUUUUUAUCAAAAGUUGUAAAUUAUUGACCAAUUGGUGGCCGUUUUAAGAAAAGAAAUCCCGCAACAAAUUAGUAUGCUUAAACAUUUUAGAGUGCUGAAAAUGCACGUACACUUGAAACAGAAUCUUUUUUAUUUGUAAAUACAUAACAUGCAGACUGUAAACAAAUGCAAGUGGGAUAAUUCACAAUUACAUUUUGUUUUCUUUAUUUCCUAAUUUUGCAUUAUUGUCUGAUUAGUAUUCAUAUUUUCGAUUAUCCGGACUCUCGAUUAUCCGGACUGUUGACUCAAGUCCAAACGAGUCCGGAUAAUCGAGGUUCGACUGUAUCUUUUUCCUCUUUCAGAAAUGCUACUUUGUUUAUCCAACCAAAGUAAAUUCGCACCAAUUUACAAAUUUCCUUCAUUUUCAAUUUUUAGUCACUUGACAUGUCACCAUAAUUAAACGUUGGGGCCCAAAAAAAAAUUCGGUUCUCCUAGCAAGAGUUAUUGCCAUCAUUCAUAUGAUCCGACCACACAUUUGACUCAGGCCUUAAAAUUCCUUGAGUAUUUGCUUAUUGAAAAUAUAAAAAGUGAAUACGAAAUAAAACAUGUAGAAAUUAAGAGUAUGAAAAAGGUGAAUUUUAUUUAUUUUGAAAACUUUUACAAAUCUUUUUCCGUCCAGGACCAAAAUCUGAAUCAUUAUCAAACACCUGAUCAAAAACAAUAUUUUGGCGCCAUAUUUGCAUCAAUAUCAUUAAAAUACUAACUUAAAAAUAAUUCAAUUGUUUUUCAAGUCAACCAUGACAAGACGCUUACUGGUCAGUUUGGUUUUCCUGCUGGCCAUAGACUUGGUUUCAGCGUACGUCAUUGAGGAUACAUAUUCUGGCGCGGAAGAAGUAUUAGAUGCUAUUUCUAAUCUGGAAGACGUACAGGAAAGAAACUUACCCAAAGAGCCUCUUGUACACAUCCCCCGCCUGAAAGAAAAACACAAGGACAGCCUCCUUGAAGUUAGUCAAGAAGAUGCUUUCCAGACCAUCAAAGAAAGGGCUAUGGAACUGGCCGCAAAUGAAUGCAACAUAACUGUUAAGGAAAGGAACCUAAAGAAGGAAAGAGAAUCAGCCUUGAGACCUUACUAUCAGGCUUAUCAGCACGGAAGCAAGAAUUUUAUGGCCGAAGAGGAGUAUAAUGCUGCCGCGAAGAGCGAAAAAUGCAGCGCAUGCGUUCUGAAUACUCUGUGCAACGAGACAGCAAUUCGGCAACUGUUGAAUAUUGACCCCAGCCUCUCUGAGUGAGUAUAACAUAUUUACAUUUACAUACAAUUUAGAUUUACUAAUUUUAACUUGCGUGUACAUUAAGGAGAACUGAUUAGUAGUUUGGUAGUGUAAAUGUCAAACCCUACAUGUCAUGGUACACACGUAAUUGAAGAGGUAAGAAGAGACAAAAUAAUUACACAUAAAAUCGUGUAAUGAGAAGAAAGGAACAUUGAAAUGAGUUGAUUUAUUCUAAAAUUCCAUAAAUCUAAGAAUGAAAUUUAUAUGCCUAUUCAACCACAUGCAGCCCAACUUUUAUUCAUAACUACAGUCGACUCCCGAUAACUCGAACCUUCAAGGGAAAUCGAAAAAAGGUUCGAGUUAUCGGGAGUUCGAAGAAAAUAGCCGAGAGUAAGGCAAACUUAAAGUUUAAACUGCACAGUGAACAUUUUAAUCACAUUUAAUUGUAGAAAAGUCGAGUGAAAAUUAAAGAUACUUCUAGAUUAUAAAUCAGAACGUAAAGUAACAAAACAUAGCCUAAAUAGAGCAUGCGUUUUACUGUUUUGAGAAUUAAAAGAAAAGCUGCUUCACGUUAGCCUGUGACAAUCAACAUCAGCCUCCACUAGUAAAAUAUACUCCUACAACACGUCAAUAGGAAAUCCAAAAUUCAAUGUUUUGGACGCCAGUAGACGGCUUUUUUCCCGACUCUUUAAGGGUUCAAAACAUGGUUCGAGUUAUCGAGGGUAAAAUUAUGUAGAAAAUGACCUGAGGGGAAACGAAAAUUGGUUCGAGUUAGCGGGAGUUCGAGUUAUCCAGGGUUCGAGUUACCGAGGGUAAAAUUACACUAAAUGUAUGACGGAAAUCCAGGGGAAAUCGAUUUUGGUUCGAGUUAGCGCAAGGUUCGAGUUAGCGAGGGUUCGAGUUAUCGGGAGUCGACUGUACGAGUGGUCUUAUAUUGCGUAAUCCUCCAAAUGAGCGUGGCCUAAUGGGAAUUUAGGUAAAAAUCCAGGAAGAUAAAUAAUCGCUGGAAUUCUCAAUAAAAAACACCUUACCAUUCCAGACGCAAAUUGAGUAAACUUUCCUACUAAUCGGUUGAAUAGACGUACAAGUUUCAUUCCUAUUUAGGUCAUUUUAGAAUACCCAAGUCAACCCCAGAGGGGGGAGGGGGUACUCCGGUGACGGGGGCUAACGAAUGGGAGCAAAACUCAAAACUCAAACAAUCCCUAGGGCUUCCAACAAAACCCCAGAAAACAUGGACCAAACAUUAACCCCCCAAAAAAUCCUAUGGUAAAAUUCCGAGCCUUAACUGAAGUUCCAGAUGCAAUGAAAUGAAUUAUAGAUGACAUUACAGCUGCCCCCGCUCUGUAUAUUGUUGGUCAAUAGUAUUAUUGUUCGUUGUGUAGCUCUUUCAAAUAUAUCGAUUCAUAAAGAAAAUUUUCACACAUAUUCCAUGCAAUAGGUGAGAUAAAAACAGGAAACGCAAGGUUCCCUGCUCUUAUUCACUUCGAUUUACACAGCUUUGAUCCAAACAUUCUCAGUUUCGAGAACAGUUUAUUCUAAACCAUAAGAAAAAAAUUAAUUAGAAGUUGCAAUUUUUCGCUAUUUGUCUUUCACUCUUUACAUAAAGUUCAUUUUAUUUGCCGGAAUGUAAGCCUUAGAAAUUCAAAGGUUUGAUCAAUUUACGCUCGCGCGUUUAAGUCUUUUUUUAAAUUUCAUAGGACAUCUGUCAUGAGCAUGGAAUAAGUCAGCACAGAAUUUGGUUGUCGGCGAAUUUCUGUAAUCGUCCAUCGCUCUACUAGUGAUAAGCUAUUAGUCAUUCACUCUUCUUGCUUGUUUGUGCACUGGGUCUUAUUCCCUCAAAGAGAGAGAAAGAGUGUCUGGCAAAUUGUUUCCAAUCAAAGAUUUGUGAACUCGUGUCAGGCAAACUCUCCAAGUGUUUAUAUAUACACAGUUAUACGCACCUUAUAACUUCAACUGCGCUUAACGAGUGUCUUUUGGUCCAUAACUUUCAAAACAGCUGCUCCACAGAAUGUCACUGAUAACACGUAACGCAAAAGAGUAUUGAAGUAUGACUGUACAAUAAAUGUCACAGAAUCUACCUAACCGGUCCAUUCGGAAUUUUCUGUUUUACGUCAUCCUAACCAUCUCUUUAAUACUUGCGGGCGCGAACAACAGAAACGUCAUCAUUACCAAACGAGUCCAUGCGGCCCCUGUUCAAGCAAAUAGAGAUUUUUUCUGACAUAGUGACUGCAUAUUUCAACCGUGAAAGUGCUUUUCUUAAUAUACGCGCGAGCUACUAGAGUACCUCCUCGAGAUCUCCCCUUCUGGGCGAAAACCCUUCGGGAGCAAUAAUAAAACGGCCGGAAAACAAGUUUGGUUGUACUUUAUUGCCAGAACUACGCGGCCGAGAUACGGGGCACUACCACGACUCUUUAUAUUGUUUUAAAUACCCCAAAAAAAUCACUACCGUGACUUAAAUCAAGCCACCAAAAAAAUACUUGCAAUUGCCAAAUUUUCCUACCCCAAAAAAUCCCGGAAUGGAAAAUUUCAAACCCAAAAAAAUCCUUCGAUCAUCUCCCUCACUUGAAAUCCGUAGUACCCCCAGGGGAAGUCAACUCAUUGCAAUGGGCUUUUCUUUUCAUAACACGAUGUUACUUUCCCUACUUUCGAAGAGGUAAUUUCUUUCCUCUUCACAAUUAUAGGACAUAUUCUGAGAGCUUCGACUGCCUGUGACAAUCACCGCUACUUUCGAGCUUAAGCAAAGACCUUUUUUUUGGCCAAGAAACUUUUUGUACUCCUAGAUGCUUCUAAACGUGUAUUGCAAAGUGUUUUUACUCUUAUUCAGACUUAUAACCUGGGCAAAACCACUGCCCAAGAAUGCAAAACGUCCACUUCCGGUUGACGGGCGACUUGCUCAAAAACGCCUUUGCUUAAGCUCACUAUUGUUUGUUAUUUUGUUACAAGAGCAUGGACCAGAAAUGAGAUGGUAGAUAGCCAACUACGGCUAAACAAAAGUUUAAUUAGGGUUACUAUUACAAGCGCGAGUGGAAGACUGUAAAUAAUAAAUUACUUUUCUAAAAAUAAUAACAGGCUGCACUGUUUAAGCACACAUAUCGCACGCUUAUCAAAUUUAUGAGAAAAGAAAAGUUGACUCGGCUGGAAAGGUGGGCCGUCUAGCUAGCUGGGUCGCCCUUUUUCGAUGUCAAGGUCACCCCCCUAGCCAGUACAACUUCUCUCCAUAUAAACACUUUGGCUCGCCCAGCGAAGUCAACUAGGCCAAUGUGAUGCGCAGGCGCUGUUGUCAGUUGGAGGCUCGAGUAAAGAGGUGAACUUCAAACGCUUUUUAAAGUUGAUUCAGUUGGGAGGGUGGCUCCUCUCGGCGUUAACCGAGGCAUUACAAUACUGCUAAGGAGUGCACAAAAGUCGAAGCGCACCAAGAUUCCCAUCGCUGUUGGAUAACUAAUUUCUAGUUCUAUAAAAUUAAAACAGAUUAAGACCAGUGCUAAACAGGUCUCUUUCUAUAACUUCCUAAUAUUAUUAUCUUCUAACAGGAGCGCACAAGUUAGAAGAUGUAAAAGAAUCAUCCUCCGGCGAGCAAUGAGAAUUUUUCCUAAAGAAGCGGAAUCCAUAGAAUGUGAUAAGGACGCUAAAUAUCGCACAAUCAAUGGAACCUGCAACAACCUAAAAAACCCAGAAUUUGGAUCAAUCAACACAAAAUUUGAACGACUUAUCCCAGCCGAUUAUGGCGAUUGCAUCUCAACCCUUCGAGAAUCAGUGACUGGUCACCCGCUUCCAAACACCAGAGAAGUAAGUUUCAAAGUUCACGGCAGCAACGCAGACCGCUUAAAUCCUAAUUCUAGAGUACUGUCCCAUCUGGCCAUGAACUUUGGACAGUUCAUGGACCACGACCUGUCGCUAGUGGAGGCACAGGGGGUUAACUGUGAGCCACCCGAGGACGAGGAAGAACCUGAAUGUAUCAACAUUCAUAUUCCCGAAGAAGAUAACAUUUUCCGUGACAGAGAUAUUACAUUUAUUGAAAUGGAGAGAGAGGCUUUCAUCGAACCAGAUUCUUUUUGUCAACUAAGAGUUCGAGAGCAUCCGAACACAAUAACCGCCUAUAUUGACGCAUCUAACGUGUAUGGAUCAACUGAUGAGAUUGCUGAAUCACUUCGUGCUGCAGACGGCCUCCUAGAGGUCCUGAAGCAUCCACAUGGCUGCCAAUUCAAAAACUUACUGCCUGCUCAAGUCGACGGUUUCUGCCCAACAAGAAAUUUUUUUGAACCAUGUUUUUUCAGCGGAGACAUACGAAACAAUGAGAACCCUGGUAAGAUAGGCGGGGGCAUCCACAUAAAUUCACCUCUAAGAGGUCCCUGGGUAUCAGAGACUUUUCUUGCCCGGAUUCCGCUUUCGGGCUUCGCCGCUCGUGGCUUCGGCUUUCCACCGAAGACGUGUCGGCCUGCCGCCGACCCCGAGACUUCUCCGCUGCCCUUGAUCAUCGUGCGCAAGAAAAAACCUCUGAUACCCAGGGUAUCCUCAUGUCAUGAAACACUUUUCCUUUAAUUCCUUUCCCGAAAAAAAAAAAGAAGCAGAAAGAAAGACAGACAAAAACUCGAGAGAUGAGUAAUUUUCUCCUGCAAUAUUUCGUACCUCCAGUGACGCAAUGUUACACUAUUAAAACAGGACGAAGAACCCUACUUUAGAAUCUAUUUAUCACCCAUUUCACAUAAGCCUCCUUUGAGGAAAACAACAGGGAAAUCAGAGAUUAAUUCAUCUCCCUCGAUCAAACUGUUUAAGAGCGAUAGGACUAAGUUUAGGUUGAUAUUUAAAGUACGCUUUGCAUGCAUACGUACAUUUCCAAUAUAUCUCCAAUCCAGCAAGUUCCGUUUUUUGGAGGGUAAUGAAGCUCCUGCAACCUGAAAUGCUGCUGCAUGGAAACAAAAAAUUGAUCUUUCCUAUAUAAGAUACUAUUACUAAUUAUACAAGUCAUUCUCAGUACAGUACAGCAAACAUGUGCAGAAAUUAAGACCAAGUCCUAAGGUACUUUAAUCAGUACCUGAAGAAAAAUUAAUUGAUAUUUCUAAACCUACAGGUCUAAAUUCGGUCCAUACUAUAUUCGUGCGUGAACACAACCGAAUCGCAACAUUUUUCAUAAAGAAUACAGACUGGGACGCCGAAAAAGUUUAUCAAGAAACCAGAAGAAUUGUCGGAGCACAGCUACAAAUCAUAACAUUCGGCGAGUUCCUGCCAUUACUUUUGAGUGAGCACACGGUAGGUCUCUACAAAGCUGCACCCUACCUUUUUAGCAUGUCUCCAGAUUUCAGGCAACGGGGAUGAUCGUAUGGGGGCAACAAUCAAAACACAUAAAAUCCCUGGACCACAAGCUAACCCCCAAAAUUCCCAUGCCUAAUUUCCGAGCCUAAUAGGCCAUUUUACAGUUGUGGGCUUGGUGCCCUAGCCUUUGAGUGAACGUGAGGUUGGGGUUGACCUUGUUUUGAUACAAACCUCAUUCCUUUUCUAAUGGAAAUUUUGCUUAAAAAUACUAGUUAGCAUAACAACAACAAGUUUUGCAUAAUAAAGCAAGAAGGGUUGUAUCAAAACAAGGUCAACCCCAGCCUCGUUUGCAACUGUAACUGUAAAAAGGGCUAUUACGUAUAACCCUGAAUUUGAGCAAGAAGUUAAUUUUUUCAGUUCGGGUGUUGUCUGAGUGGUCGAAUAUGAAACUGAAGAAAGAGAGAAGAAACUUAUAUCCAGUUGGAAUUAACAAAAGUGGUCAGCGAAGCGGUCGCUUACGAGAAUGGUCUCAAGUAGAGAGUUGACAUGUGGGAAGAAACGGAAAUUUUUCGUUGAGGAGAGGAAAUAAACGGAGACAAGCAAACUGCAAUCAAGCCAAGUGCUCGUGAACUUUCUCUAAUACUGAAACAAGAGAUCCGAACUCGUUACUCAAAAAAGCCGCUAUAAAAACAGUAAAUUCGCCACGUAACCUCAAAAGAAGGGAACCUCUAACCAUACUAUACUCGAUAAGAAAUUUGGUAUUUAAAACUUAAAAAAUCUACCCACAUCUCUUUAAGAGGCUCCUUGCCGGGUUUGGGGCGCGGUAUUCUGUGCCAGAGGUCCUGAAUUAAAUUCCCAGGGCUGAGCUCAGUUCUUCGUUUGCACCUCUUUCUCUUUCCUUGUAGCUUUGUGAAAGCUUUGUCACGAAAUUUAUUACAAUUAAAACGGUGGGAACUGCCACCAAAUGGGGUUAAAAAUUAAAAUAACCAAUCAAAAUAUUAAAAGAGGGCAUAAACAUAGUCAAUACACUUGAAGAAGAUUGAAACGGAUGACAAUUGCGGUUUUUAAAACUUGUUAGUUUAACAGUUUUUCAUGUUAUUCAGUACAUCCAAGUUCACUUUUAGUUGUUUGUAACGUUUGAUAUAGUUUGAUUUAAUGCUUAAAAGACAUAUUUAAUUGCUUGACUCGAAGCCCUGACUUUGUCAUUCACAAGUAAUUUCUUAAGUUCGAAGACGCGUAAUUGGCAUUCAUUAUGAAGCAAUGACGGAGAGAGAAAGGUAAAUAAGUGCACCGCAGGACUCAGGAUUGUAAGCCAGAUGAUGAUUAUUUCGAGCUACUAAACCUAAAAUAAAGACGAAUUUUUCGACCAUUUACCUUUAACUUCUUACAGAAUACUCUCCUUCUUUACAUUUGUAUUUAGCUCUACGCGUGAUUAUGCAUAAAACGCAAACAAUAAGUUAUAUUGCAUCCGUUUACAUAACAAAAAAGGUUUAUUUUAUGUUUGUUUACUUUCACCACUAUUUAGAGAAAAGAACGCGGUCUUGUACUUAGCUUCUUGAGGGAGAGGAGUAUUUCACAGGCUAUGACAAAGAGGUCAAUGCGCAAAUAUUAACAGCCUUUGCCGUAGCUGGAUAUCGAUUUGGCCACAGUUUGGUUCAAGAGCUUUUCAAUCGAUUCUCUCAAGAUGGCUUUGAACACAAAUGCAGCAAAUGUAGCAAAGACAAAUUACAAUUCCAGCCAAUCCCAGUACUGGACUUCAAUAACCCAGCACCCUUGUACGCUGUAUGUAAAGGAGGUGUCGACGCCAUUUUGAGGGGCUUACUUAAAGAUCCUGCAGCGAAAGCUGACGGGUGAGUGAAGUUAUCGGAUGCACGUACACGCAGUCCUUUUGAUUUGCUUAAUGUGCUUGUUUAGGAGAAAAGUUCAGUGUUGCUUUUAGGGUAUGCAUAGUUGUGAGCCUGAUAGAUUUAAGACCGAUUCGCGCGGACUCAAGAAACUUUGCAAGAGAUAAUUUAGAGUCAGUUCGAAGGAUCCGAGCUCACGCUUGACGGGCUAGGGGAGGUUUUAUUAUAGCCAAAUUCAAUUCAAGGAAUUAUACUGCGUUCUUUCUGUACCUUGAAGACCCUUGAAAAGCUUUCACUUUGAUUAUGGUAAUCAAGUGGUUACAACAUACUCUGCAUAGGCGAUGAAUAGAUGCAAUCGGCGCCAUUAUUAUACACUCUACUCACUACCCGUCUUCUCUUUGGGUAAGAGCCUAUAGUUAGGAAAUCACCCAAUUCAUUGCAACCCACAGAGGGUCACUGAACUAUAGGUUGCGCGCGCAAUGCACUAUAUUUAAUGCUCCCUUCUUCUAUCUUACUUACUGAUUAAUUUUGUUUGUUUGUUUUGUCGUACAGGCGUUUUUCAAGUUCAGUCCAAGAAAACCUAAGUCGCGGUGAAGGUGAUACGUCUGACUUAAUCGCUAUUAACCUUAGAAGAGGGCAUGAUCGUGGACUGCCUAGCUACACCAGUUUUCGCCGCUUUUGUGGCCUUCCACUUGUUAGAAGGUUCUCUGACUUGGUAACGGUUGCCAAUUUUGACGAAAAGGUCGUUGCAAGAUUGCAAGAAGUUUACAAGAGAGUUGGAGAUAUAGACUUGUUCUCCGCAGGUAAGUCUGGAGUAACGAUCGCAUUCUUCCCAUAAUCAUAACUAUAACAAAAUUCUCAAAUCUGCUUGGCUAUUAGCCUGCACCACAGACGAAACUAAACUAUGGUUAAAUUACAUCUGCGAAAACAGCUAAUUGGCUAUCAAACGUUCUGAUUUCAGCACUAAUAGGACAAUGUAAUUGGACAGUACGCGUAAUCGCGACUGCAUUUGAAUGUUUUGUUGUUUUAGACUACUUGCAGUCCGCCUUUUCUCUAAAAUCCGUCUAGUUCUUAUCUCAGCAAGCGCGAUUGCAAAGCACGACGUUAUGUUACAAUAAGGGAUUGGGACCAGACGAGAAAAGAUGGACUGCGGACUCUUUUGUAGUAAACAAACCCUCCGUCAGCCUAGAAACGGAGUAACCGAUUGCUCAACUUUACAGCUGUUGACAGAUCAUUGACUGGUCUGUGGUGGAGACACAAGCGAUAAAAAUAGUCACUCGUCACAACUUACUACGAACAAUUACGAACCUGGUGGUAAUCGCUUGUAAACUAAAACGUUUAACGAUAUCUUACUAAAGGAAACUGCUGUAAAUUUCCUCAAGGGAAAGGAAUUCAAGGUAAUUUUACCGGAUUUUAAAAAAGUAAAAUUUUUCAGUUGUUUAUGUUCUAUUUUUACUCGGGUUUAAUUGGUUAAUUAAAUUACCUUGACAGCUUCGUUGUACCCAGACAAUAAAAAGAGUCAGAGGUCUCUUAUUUUUUUCUUCUCGGGCUUACGCCCUCGUUCAUCGCGGCUCGCGGCUUCGCCGUUCGCGUGCUUGGGUUUCACGUGCAGUAACUUUGCAAAGAAAAAUAAGAGACUGUUCGCAGUCUAGUUGUUUUUUUCACUGGUAGCAAAAACUCGCGCAUUUCUUCUAUUUUAAUUAAAAAAGACUUAAAACAUCACAAAUUUCUAUAGUUAUGAUUAAUUGGUAACAGAGCUUUGUGUCGUCCUAUUCGGUGUGUAAUCAUAUAUACUCGUGAUUAAACUAACUACAUAUAGCAAAAAUCUUCGCGAAUCUGACUAGCCGUUAGGCAUCCACGAUUGGAACAUUUUUUCCAUAUUUUGAUGGGAAAGUGCAUGCAUUAUGCUUGAGUGUGAACAGGCAUGCAGUUUACAGUUGUUCUUGUUGUUUUUUGUUUUUGGCUUUUUGGCCUUUUUUUUUCUGGUCAGAUUUGGGGCUGAAAUGCAGCACAAACAAAGAAAAACUUACAACAAUUGAAUUGGACUCACUUAAUUUGUUAUUACCACUUUUGUGGUUGAAAAGUAAACUUCAUUUGCUACUUCGAUCUCUUCUCAGGAAUGCUUGAACCAAGAGAUCCUAGAGGAGGAGAACUCAGUGCAACAUUUCAGUGCAUUUUAUCACUUCAGUUCCAACGCACCAAAUUGGGAGAUCGCUUUUGGCACGAAAACGCACCAAACGCAACCUUAAACACCGACAAGACAGCAUUCAACCGUUGUCAGCUAAAAGAAAUCAGGAAAACACGCUUUUCCAGGAUAAUAUGCGAUAACAGUGAUGACAUAACCUCAAUUCAAAAAGACGCUUUGAUGCAGUCUUCGGUAAGGGUCAGUUGCGACGAAUUGCCAAAGAUAAACCUUAAAGCAUGGAUUACAGAUUGUCCGUCGAGGUAAGUGAGAGGACAGCUGUUCAUUUCUUUUAAUCAAAAUUUUCCUGUUUCUUUCUGGUUGCGUUUGUUACAGAAUAAAUAGUGAUUAGUGGGAAGAAGGUGUUUAAAAAUUUGAAAGAAAAUUCAUCUUCUUGGAUGUAUGAUUAUGUCACUUCUUGGGAAUAAAAGUUUCAAUUUCUACUUUCAUAAACAAAUGUAUCACGGCAAUGUUAAACACACCGCCCCCUAUGAUUUGUUCAUUUACUCAUUUCGAUUUUCCCAAAGUCGGUAGCCCACUAUCUUGACUUCUUAUGGUAGACAAAAACUGAGAAUAGCAAAAAUUGCCCAUAGGAAUACCGAGAUGCGAUGUUUUUUGGGGGGGUGGGAGGGGGGGCUAGGGCCGAAGGGGGGACAGGGCAGGGGGCUCUCAAAGUAGGCGAUCCUUCUUAAUCAUAUUUCACUACUGUACAGGACUCCUACUGACGCCGUCGAUAGGCAAAAGCUCGAAUUUUUUUUUCAAUAUCCUUAUGAUUAAACAAAAUGCAAAUUCUCUGGACUGUCUAAAUCACUAAAGCAUGAAUCUGAUCACAGCAAAAAAAGUUCGAUAUCACAUGCCGAUCGCCUCACGUGGUGCUAGCCAUUACAUCAAUCUCGAACAACAAGCCUUAACGUUUAGCGAGACAACCAUAGCCUGCCUAGCCGGUCGGAUUGUUAGCGCGAGCAAGGUAUUGGCAGAAGUGCAGCGAACUCGUGUGGAGAAUGGGAAGGAGACGCUUUGAAAUUUCACGGCGCAUGCCGCGAGAAUGGCGGCCACGCGCAAAAACAAUUCCGCCAGGUAGGCAAGCCAAGACAACCAAAGAAGUCGUGACCUUCACCACUUCCCUAUACCGUAUUAACUCGAUUAAACGCCGCGGUGUUUAUUACUUUAUAAUUUCAAAAUCUCAGUUCUUAUAUCACUGAUCGAACAGUUUCGAUAUAUCAUUCAUAUAUAUUACAAAACAGAAAGGCGUUCUAAGUCUCGCUUGCCUGCUGAGAUAAAAUCGUAACUGUCCGGAAGGGUCUUCUGUUUCAUUUUUUUUUCCCGGUUAAGAUAAACUCAAGAAAUUGGCCUGCUUCCAAUGAGGUCUUCAUAGCUCAGUUGGUAGAGUACCGCAGAGCUAAAGCAGAGGCCAUAGGUUCGAAUACCGUUUAAGUUCCGAAUUUUUUUCGGGUUAAUUGCAAUUACCACUGCGACGAUCAUAUCUUCAUUAAAAUGACUUUCUUUUCUUAUUAUCUUCGAAUAAACGCCCCAUUCUUCUGACUCGGCACGGCAUUUAAUCGAGUAAAUACGGUAAUCAAUGUUUGUUUGCAUCUAUUCAGGGAUACUCAAGCAACGGACCUCUCGCGAUCCAACGCUGAAGUAAGGGGAGAGGGAGGUGGGAGGGAGGAGUCAUUUUCCUAAUAUUUAAGUUAUAAUUUCACAAGAGCAGGAAAUGUAAAUUUUAAAAUAGGAUACUCUCUCAAAAGCGUUUUCGCAACCGUUGAUGUAUCUGUGUUCUUUUUUUUCUUCUGCACAGUGACUCUGUGUACAGCGACGAGCCUGAGGACACGCAUGAUGAGUUUUAAAUGAAGAAAGCAGAAUCACUCGCUCAUCAUAUGGCUUUCAAUUAGACUGCAUUUAGGUUAGAAGAAACAUAUAUGUAUACCAUUAUUUUGCACACAAAGUCAUGACACCCUUCUUGAGCGAAUUGUAAUUAUAUUUUCGAGUUUUUCUUUUCUUUCGAUCGGUGAGACUUGACGUUUGAUUUUUACACUGAAAGGGGCUGUGACGUCAUGGCUAUCUAGUUCUUAUUGUUUUCGCUAUAGAUCUUGGAAAUUUUACUUGUAAAUUACACAAAUACCGAAAGCUUCGUGUCAAACAACUGUUAGGAAACAUGUUUUUCAAAACCUACGAUUGCAAUCCGUUUCAAUCUCCCUCAAAUUUGACCAUCCGUGCUUCCGUUUGUAUUUACUUUGUUAUUUGUACUUUCUUUUAACGUUU